CCAUUACUCAUAAUAGCUAAAAAAAAUUCGAUUUCCGAAAUAGUCCAUUUCUUGAUUUUUUUUUUUUUUUAGCCUAACUUAUGGAUGCCACGUGGACACCAGUGUCCAGUAGUGAAACAGCCAGCGCCCAGCCAGCUCAACUUUCGCUUUCCCUGCUCCCAUUUCCCCUUUCCUUUUCUCCACCAAAUCCUCCACUCUACUCACCCUCUUCCGACGCCAUCUUCGCCUCCGCCGUUUCCCAGUUCCUCAAUCACCGCCGCUGCUUCCUCAUUCAUUCACCCCCCCACAUAUUCGCCAAAGCUAAUCGGACCUCCCAUCGCGCCGCCGUUCCAAACUCCAUUGCCGCGCAAUGGGUGGCUGCACUUCAAAGCCUCCCAAGUCUAACCCUUACGCCCCCAAGAACGACCGCCAAUUCCAAGCUCCAGAUGACCAAUUCCAACCUCCGUCAGCUCCAUCUCCGCUUCCGAAUGCGUCUCCCUUCUUCCCGACCCACACACCCAGCCCUUCCCGCCCCGUAUCGACGCCGACGCCGAUGCGGAUCUUCAAGAAGAUGCCCUUCCCGCCGCCUUCCCCGGCCAAGCACAUCCGCGCCGUUCUCCGGCGGCGGAAGGACAAGAAGAAGGUCAAGGCAGACGGCGGCGGCGGCGACGGAGGGGAAGGUAACGAGGAGGAUGAGGUGGAAGGGGCGGAGCUGGACAAGCGAUUUGGGUUCUCGAAAGAGCUCGCGAACAGGUUGGAGGUUGGGGAAGAAGUGGGGCGGGGGCAUUUUGGGUAUACUUGUUCGGCUAAGAUCAGGAAGGGCGAUCGGAAAGGGCAGCAGGUCGCCGUGAAAGUCAUUCCCAAAUCCAAGAUGACUACAUCUAUUGCAGUUGAAGAUGUGAGGAGGGAGGUGAAAAUAUUGAAGGCAUUGGCAGGACAUAGCAACUUAGUACAGUUCUAUGAUGCGUUUGAAGACUCUGAUAAUGUCUACAUAGUAAUGGAGUUGUGCGUAGGAGGUGAGCUCUUGGAUAGAAUACUUGCAAGAGGGGGAAAAUACCCAGAAGAUGAUGCCAAGGCAGUAAUGGUGCAGAUAUUGAAUGUUGUAUCUUUCUGUCAUCUACAAGGUGUGGUGCACCGUGAUCUUAAACCAGAGAACUUCCUGUAUACUUCAAAGGAAGAGACAUCUGAGCUGAAAGUGAUCGAUUUUGGCUUAUCAGAUUAUGUCAGACCAGAUGAAAGGCUCAAUGACAUUGUAGGAAGUGCCUACUAUGUUGCACCAGAGGUUCUACAUAGGUCUUAUAGCACUGAGGCUGAUGUAUGGAGUAUAGGUGUAAUCGCUUAUAUUCUACUGUGUGGAAGUCGUCCAUUUUGGGCCCGAACGGAGUCUGGAAUAUUUCGAUCGGUCCUGAAAGCUGACCCAAAUUUUGAUGAAGCAUCUUGGGCCUCCAUAUCUCCGGAAGCAAAAGACUUCGUCAAGCGCCUAUUGAACAAAGAUCCUAGGAGGAGAAUGACUGCCACCCAAGCAUUAAGUCAUCCUUGGCUCAGAAAUUAUAAUGAUGUGAAAUUACUCCUUGAUAUCUCAGUACUGAAACUAAUGAGGGCUUAUGUUCGAUCAUCUUCUUUGCGUAAGGCUGCUUUAAGGGUGUGUAUACAUAUGGUCCUGCACAUGCACCUUCCUAGUCCUAGCAAGUGAAAAACUUACAUCAAAAGACUGAAUAAAUCCGCUGGAGGAUAUCUGAAGUAUAUAUGAGGAUGGAUUUUCCAGUUAUGCUUGUUUGUCCUUUGAUCAACCUCCUAUGUUCUUGCUUUGGCGCGAUUUUGCAGGCAUUGGCCAAGACAUUGACUGCAGAUGAAGUCUUUUAUCUGAAGGAGCAAUUCACAAUAUUUCAGCCAAACAAAAAUGGCAGCAUAACAUUGGAGAACAUUAGGAUGGCAUUGAUGAAAAAUGCAACUGAUGCAAUGAAAGAUUCUCGCAUGCCUGAUAUCCUAGCCUCGCUAAAUACACUUCAACACAGAAAGAUGGAGUUUGAAGAGUUUUGUGCAGCCGCAUUAAGUGUUCACCAAUUGGAGGCACUUGAUAGAUGGGAACAGCAUGCUCGAUCUGCAUAUGAAAUAUUUGACCAAGAUGGAAACAGGGCUAUUGUUAUUCAGGAACUUGCCUCAGAGCUUGGCCUUGGACCAUCCAUCCCAGUUCAUGCAGUUCUAAACGAUUGGAUAAGACAUGGCGAUGGUAAACUUAGCUUCCACGGGUUCAUCAAGCUGUUGCAUGGCAUGUCUAGCCGAGCCAUGAUGAAGGCGUCAUGAAAACACCUCUUCUUCCUGGCUACACAUUCGAAUGGCUGGUCAGAAAGAAGCUAGCUUUCUACCCCAAAAAAAAAAAAAAAAAAAGAAGCUAGCUUGGUUUCCAUAUCAUAAGGGGAGGAUUUGUGCUGGGAAUUGAUGAACCAGCUGGGCGACCACCACCAUGGCCGCCUGGGCGUGCAUUGAUUUCGUAUUGCCAGAGAUCAUCUCAUCACUAUGCAGCAGCUUCUUCCAGCAAAAUUGUAGUUGGAAGAUAUCGAUGAGCUCUUCCCCUAACAGAAAGAGAAGCUUGACGAAAAAGAAAACUGGCAUGGUGAGGAUUACAUGCUGGUACUGAGUUUGGGGUAGAUGAUGAUAUGGAAGACCAUUGUUGAGCGCCAUGCAAUUAGUCUGGGACGAGAUCAUUAACGCAAACAACUAACAACAGGGGCAAGCUGAUCAUCAUCGUCAUCAUACAACCCACAUCCAUAUGGUACUACUACUAGUAUUCGUAUAUCCCAUUGUUUUGCUCAUGUACCCAACUAUAGCUAAUUUAGGCUCUGCUGUUCUCAAUUCUUGAUCAGGCCUCUAAACGCAUCCAUUUUAUAAUUUAGCUGCUGUUAUCAAUUACCAUGUUUCCAAGCACAGGAUGUAUGCCAGUUGCAGAGAAGCUUCUUUGAUCAUGCCAAGAACAAGUUGUUUGCAAUGACUCUUAAGUGAUUAGGAAGAUCCAAGAUUGAAUCUGGUAUCACAUCCUAUUUUACAAUCCUGAAUUGUCUGAUUUGCCUAGUGAAGAAACGACGAACAUCUUUUACUGAAGCAGAGUGUUGAACUGAAUGAGCUAGGUAGGCGAGCUAGUGGCCCGGUCCUCUCCCAUGAGGACCUUGUCUUGAAAUACUUCUGUUGGUAACGAUUUUCGAUUGUUCCAACACUUGAGCCUUCCUCCGCGGGUUCUGUUCCCAGUAGAAUUCGCAGGACCUGCAAGUACAGAAGUCAUAUCAGAACUUGCAGUUGCAUGCAUGGGGCAAAGUACAGAAGGUAUUCAGGUUUUUGGGUUAACUUACCUGGUUUUGGUCGAUGUCGAUCAGCCAUGAUCGAAGCUGGUUCGGACGAAAAGGCGAUUAGCAGGACGAAGCUGAUCAUCAUCAUGAUGCAUCCAGCCACCAUUGAUAAUCUUCUGCUAUGAACACCCAUUAUGUACUAAUCUACCUCGCUUAAU
This is a messenger RNA of Linum tenue, 3478 nucleotides long. The record is from the annotation of a GenBank genome assembly. NCBI's taxonomy places the organism in Eukaryota, Viridiplantae, Streptophyta, Magnoliopsida, Malpighiales, Linaceae.